Prosopis cineraria is the source of this 1945-nucleotide messenger RNA. Its product is annotated as peptidyl-prolyl cis-trans isomerase FKBP53. Gene Ontology annotation, molecular function: peptidyl-prolyl cis-trans isomerase activity. The transcript is spliced from 11 exons. The record is from RefSeq and is a predicted model, not a curated record. Lineage: Eukaryota; Viridiplantae; Streptophyta; Magnoliopsida; Fabales; Fabaceae. Bases 145 to 1620 code for a protein of 491 amino acids.
AUGACGUGGGCUGUGACGGCUCACACUUGGCAUCCAGACUAGGGUUUUAGCUUCUUAAGAACAGCUGUCAAGGGUUUAAGAGGAGUUGCGAAUUCCAUUGUGGAACCCGGAAGCCGUAACAUCAUCGAAGAUUUCCCUGCAACAAUGGGAUUCUGGGGAAUCGAAGUGAAACCUGAAAAACCAUAUCCUUACCAUGCGGAUAAUGUGCCAGGGAAGCUUCAUGUAACCCAGGCAACCUUAGGCCUUGGCUCAUCAACAGAGAAAAGUAUUCUCCAAUGUUCUGCUGGACACAAAAAUCCAGUCUUUUUGUGCUCAUUGCUGCCAAAUAAGACUGAAUCAUGCCCUUUGAAUCUUGAGUUUGAUGAAGAUGAUUUAGUGGCUUUCUCAGUAAUUGGUCCUCGAAGUAUUCAUCUCUCUGGUUAUUUUGAGGCUGAUGAUGGGGAUGAACUUAGGGAUGACUAUGAGUAUGAUUCUUUUGGAGAGGAUAUCUCUGAUACAGAGACAGGGGGGUCUUCUGAAUAUAACACUGAAGAUGAAUAUGCGGAUGGCUUUAUUGAUGAUAGUGAUAUUGACACUUAUCCACCUUCACCUGUCCCAAAUAGUGGAGUUGUGAUUGAGGAACUAGUAGAUGAUGAUAAGCCUGAAAGUGGAGAUAAUGCUUCUAAGAAGUCUAAGAAAAAGGUUCAAAUGCCCAACUCUAAGGACAGCAAAAAUUCUCAGCAGCAAAUUGUUGUCAGAGGUGAUAAGGGCCUCCCUCUUAUGGAAAGUGAAGAUGAAGAUGGUUUUCCAAUUUCUGCUUCUCUGAAGGAAGAAGCCAAGGAACAGACACAUGAGAGAACUGAGAAAGCCAAUAAAAGGAAAGUGAAAGAUGAUGAUCAUGCUGCAACAUUGAAACGAAAAGUUGAAGUUGCUGAGAAAUCUGAACAUCUGGGAGGGAAAAAGACGAAGAAAAAGAAGUUGAAAGAACAAGGUAAAGGGGACAGUGCCAAAAUAUCUGGUGAUUAUAAUGAGACCCACGAUACUAGUGCAGGUGGUGAUCAUCCUGAGGAGGCAAAAACAACACCCAGCCUGGAUCAUGUUUCUCAUGCUGAGGAUGAGUGUGAAGGAAAUGUAUCUAAUGAAAAAAUCCUUGGCGAGAAGAAAAUGAAGAAAAAGAAGAAGAAGAAGACCAAGGAUGAAGGGGUAACUGAUGCAAAUCAAACGUCCACAGUUACAAGAAAUCAAGAUAUAUCCACUUCUGAGAGGGUAGAGGAGGAAAUAGAUGUCAAGCCAUCUCAAAUAAGAACCUUCCCAAAUGGGUUAGUUGUUGAGGAGCUAUCCAUGGGUAAACCAGAUGGCAAAAGAGCUACUGCUGGAAAACAGGUCAGUGUUAGAUACAUUGGCAAGCUGCAGAAAAAUGGGAAAAUAUUUGACUCAAAUAUUGGAAGAGCACCCUUUAAAUUUCGUCUUGGUAUAGGGCAAGUCAUAAAGGGUUGGGACGUUGGCGUCAAUGGUAUGAGAAUUGGGGACAAAAGAAGAAUCACAAUUCCACCAUCAAUGGGUUAUGGAGAUAAACGUGCUGGGAGCAUACCUCCAAAUUCUUGGCUCGUAUUUGAUGUUGAGUUGAUCGAUGUUCGAUGAUUUCAGCCACAGAUUUUUCCGUUAGGGCAUGAAACAAGUCCCCUGCAUUUUACACAUUUAGCAUCAUAGGCUCCAAGUGUCAAAUAUUGUGAGUACAAGUUUUGAAUGAGUUUGGAUUGAAGUAGGACUGUCCACAAUAUCAAAAAUAGACCUAUACAGUUUCCCCAACGGUGUUGCAUUUUAUGUUGGAACACAUUCAAAUAGACGUCGUCAGAUUUAACAUUGCAUCACAAGAUGAGUUCUGAGCUAGUCUUGAGGAUUUUUGUGGAAAAAAGCAUCUAUUUUUGUGAAAAACAAAUACCAAUUGUCAUUUUGCUGCUUGAAA